AUGGGCCGGCUACCGGCCAAGACGAAUAUGGUGGCGUCGCUGAUCACGGCGCCGGCCUGGAAUGCCACGCUGCCCGCACACACCACGUUCGACAUUGUCAUCCAGACGGUGCAUCUGCGGGCGGGCCACCUCGUAAACCCGCUGUCCAACUACUACACGGCGCCCCAGGACCUCGAUGAGCACGGCGAUAUCUAUGGACAUUGCCACAUCACUGUGCAGGCCUUGGCAGGUACUGGAAUCUCAGGCGAAGCAGCGGAUGCCCUUGCGCAUGUACCAGACCCGUCGUCGUUUGUCUUCUUUAAAGGUGUCGAUGACCCGGUCACAGCCGAUGGGCGGUUGCAGACGACCGUCCCUGGGGGUCUGCCGGCAGGCUCAUAUCGGGUGUGCACCAUGAUUGCAGCCCAAAACCACCAACCCGUGCUCAUGCCGGUGGCCCAACGUGGCGCUCAGGAUGACUGCGUGCGAUUUCGUGUUGCUGGUGGGGACUGA
Sporothrix brasiliensis 5110 is the source of this 489-nucleotide messenger RNA. RefSeq lists its product as uncharacterized. The transcript has a single exon. Lineage: Eukaryota; Fungi; Ascomycota; Sordariomycetes; Ophiostomatales; Ophiostomataceae. The coding region runs from base 1 to 489 and encodes 162 amino acids. The record is from RefSeq and is a predicted model, not a curated record.